Chinchilla lanigera (long-tailed chinchilla) is the source of this 4204-nucleotide messenger RNA. It is a transcript of the gene Alx4, whose product is annotated as ALX homeobox 4. The transcript is spliced from 4 exons. The record is from RefSeq and is a predicted model, not a curated record. Gene Ontology annotation, biological process: regulation of transcription by RNA polymerase II. Lineage: Eukaryota; Metazoa; Chordata; Mammalia; Rodentia; Chinchillidae. Gene Ontology annotation, molecular function: RNA polymerase II transcription regulatory region sequence-specific DNA binding; DNA-binding transcription activator activity, RNA polymerase II-specific. The coding region runs from base 1 to 888 and encodes 295 amino acids.
AUGGGACCAGACUGUCACAGUGCUGGCCUCACCCUCAAAACACAGAAGGUCCAGACGUGGCUGCAGAACAAGUUCUCCCCUCCACCCAGGGAGGCCAAGGUGCUGGGCAGCACCCUUACUAAAGAGAGCUCUCUGGGAGAGCCGGAGUUGCCCCCUGACUCCGACACCGUGGGGAUGGACAGCAGCUACCUCAGUGUGAAGGAGGCGGGGGUGAAGGGGCCCCAAGACCGGGCCAGCGCUGACCUGCCCAGCCCACUGGAGAAGGCCGACUCCGAGAGCAACAAGGGCAAGAAGCGGCGGAAUCGCACCACCUUCACCAGCUACCAGCUGGAGGAGCUUGAGAAGGUCUUCCAGAAGACGCACUACCCCGACGUGUACGCACGGGAGCAGCUGGCCAUGAGGACGGACCUCACUGAGGCCCGUGUGCAGGUCUGGUUCCAGAACCGCAGGGCCAAGUGGAGGAAGAGGGAGCGCUUCGGGCAGAUGCAGCAGGUUCGGACCCACUUCUCCACUGCCUACGAGCUGCCGCUGCUCACCCGGGCUGAGAACUACGCCCAGAUUCAGAACCCGACCUGGAUUGGCAACAAUGGGGCCGCCUCGCCGGUACCUGCCUGUGUGGUCCCCUGUGACCCGGUGCCCGCCUGCAUGUCCCCUCACGCGCACCCUCCUGGCUCCGGGGCCAGCAGCGUCACCGACUUCCUGAGUGUGUCCGGGGCUGGCGGGCACGUGGGCCAGACGCACGUGGGUAGCCUGUUCGGUGCGGCGGGCCUCAGCCCCGGGCUCAAUGGCUACGAGCUGAACGGGGAGCCGGACCGAAAGACCUCGAGCAUCGCGGCGCUGCGCAUGAAGGCCAAGGAGCACAGCGCGGCCAUCUCCUGGGCCACAUGACAGGGCCCCUCCCGUCCGUCCCCGUGCCCGCCAAGCCCGCGCUUCCCAGGACCCCAGCCUCCCACUCGACUUUCCUCCUAGGAACCUGGCCUGGCCCAGGGGCCUGACCCUCAGCACUUUCAGCCACCCCAAGUCUUAAGCCCUGGGGACCGCGGGAGGGAGGGGUACAGACCCCUGCGGCUCCGUGGCACUGAGGCAGGGACCUGUGUUCCCAGGCGCUGGCCAUGGAGACAGCAAGGUGCCCGGUCCUGCGGGUUUGUGUCCGUUACGAGCUGAAGGCCCUUUUCCCGCUCCUGCUCCUCUGCCACCCGCUUUGACCUUGCGUCAGAGUUAGCUUCCCCUCCAGAGCCAGCAGCAGUGACAGUCAGUCUGGUCCACCUGUGCCUUUUCUGUGGGGUCCCCCUGUCACCGGGCCAGUGGCUCUGUGCCUGCCAUCUGGCUCCUGUCCCUGUUUCCCGAGAGCACAUGAACCCCACCUCCUGGGCCCCAGCGACCCAGCCUGGCCGCCCCUGCGCUGGACACAUCCAGCGGCACAGGCAGGAGUGGGAGCCAGGGACCCGCGGCCACCCUGGAAAGUGGCCAGACCCUGACGUCUUGAGACUGGUUCUAGUGGGCACUGCAGGGAGAAGCCAGGACCCCCGGGGCCACCUCAUGCUGGAGCAAGAGGAGCUCUGGGAGAGAGCAAGGCCUCGGGAGGUGGCGUCGCUGCACCAGGAGGUCUGGAUGGCUCCAUCUUCCGUGUGCUUGGUGCUUCCAUGUCCCCGGAGCCCCUGCAGGAGGAUCUGGGGUGCCUGUCCCUUCCUUGCCUCCCCGUCUCAUCACUCUUGGAGUGAAAGGACUUAAGACUCGGAAUACAUAAGCUAGGCCUAGGGCCUUGGCAGCAGGGGUCAAGAGCAGUAUCCUCAGGCUCUACCAGGGGAAUCGAGGCCAUGCUUGGGCUUCGGGCAGGACGGCUUUUCCAUCCUCAGCUCACCCCACCCGCCACCUCGGGCACAGCGUCAUCCCCAGCUGGUGGGGACUCUGUGUUCCUCCGGGCCCAGGAGACAGUGCUGUGCUCAGCAUGGCCUUCCACACACUCUCAGAGCCUCCCUCCUGCUGCUUCCCUGGGGCACAGUUCUGCCCGCCUCUCUGCCUCCUGGAGCCAGGCUUCCAGCCUGCAGAAACACGGCUCCCUGUCGCCUGCCUUGACCCGGGCCUUCCCUAGCCAGAGUCAGACCCUCUCAUGGAUGCUAGCUCUCGAGUUGAUCUUAGAUAGGAGAAAGGGGUCUCGGACGGCAGAUUAAAUGUUCUCAAAAGCUUGGCUUCCCGAUAUUUGAGGAUCUUGGAGUGACUCUCAGGAAUCCUCUGGUUCGGAGGUCCACUGAGGUAACUCAUUCUCCCCACAGCCUGGCCAGGGAAAGGCGGGGCAGAAGGAAGGGCAGUCUGGUUCCUUUGCGAAGGCCUCGUGGCGAGGCAGGACAUGGGAGGAAGUUGCUCACCCAGGGAGAAUCAGCACAAGGAAAGGCAGGACAGGGCCGGAGGAGGAGGGUGAAGGGGGGCUUUGGGUGGAAUCUUCUGGAAGGGACCUCCUUGGAGACAAUUCGUUCCUCUGGGGGUGUGCUCUCAAGUCAGGCCAAUGUCAAGCGCAGGUCUUGGGAAGAAAGAGCUUCCAGGCGGAGACAUUUGGCUGGCCAUGGCUGCCUCUUCCCUGCUGGGGCCCAGACAGGUUCAGGACUGCGCGUGCUGGUGUCAGACGUCCCCUUUCCUCUCUCCAGAGGCAGUCAUCACCCCCGGCCUGCCCACCCUCCAGGAACAGGUGGUCACCAUGUUGGAAGAGAUCUCAGACGCCCCCUCAGUAGAGCAGUGCCCUCACCCAGAGCAGAGUGACCCAGGCCACGGUGACAGGAGCAGGGCCACGCUGCCCAGGCUCCAAGGCUUGGGCCCAGCUGGCUCUCAGGGUGGUGGGUGCUGGCUGGAGAGGACAGGGAGGGCACCCUGGUUCCCUCCAGCAGGGACAGAAGCAGCAGCCCCAAGGGUGGCCACCUGGCUUCCUCGGGGACUGGGGCCCAUGGAGGUGGUGAGAAGACACUGCAGCGUGGGGCUGGGGGUUCCCUUUGCUCUUUGCCUGACGUCUCCACAGAGACAGCCGCUUGACCAUGAAGUGGUGGGUGAUAGCCAGCCACAGAGUGGGCACCGUCCCCGGCCUGGGAGCCUGGCGUCCCUGCAGGGCCAUGUGCCCAGGCUCCACACCAGGGCUUUGCCACCUCUAAAAGCAACCCCUCCGUCCAGGUCCAGGGGUGAGGGCGAUCAAACCUUCCCUGAAUUCUUGUAAUCAUGCUUGAUGCCCCCCUGGCGGGCAGGUUAAAGUUACUGCGAUGAGCGGGGCACAGCACGACUGAGGGGGUCCCCAGCAUACACUGCUGUGACAACACCACACCCACUUCCUGUCUGUUCUGCUGGGGAGACCAAGAACGUUCCCGUGACCAUGCCACAUGCCCUGUAUCCCCAGUCACUCCCUGGGCUACACGAGGGGGACGUGGAUGGACCUCUGGGGCUGCUGGUGUGCUGGAUGGCCCUGCUGUUGGGGGCACAGGCAGACAGGCCUGGCUGGGACAGGACAGCUGGCGGACUGGCCCCCUCGGAUAAUAAUCCACAGUCAUACAAUUGACAAGUGAGACGGUGACAAAAUCCACUUCCCAAAGUCACACCAACCCCACUUCACUGCUUUCAGGGUGCUUAAGGGAGGGAGGGUGCUCCUGUUGGAUGGUAUUGGUGGCAUUGAAUGGGACAUUUGCUCCCCUUCCCCUCCUUUGUCGCCCUUCCCUGUCAUACAUAGAGCUAGGCCUUUAUACUACUGAUUUUGAGGACAGUUUCAGUGUCGAGUAAUCUGUUUGGUGUGCAGUGGUUAACACAGCCGAGUGUGCGAAGGAACAUGGACCUCAGCCAAUACUUACUGUCUCAUUGUAAGAUAUUUUAACCCUGUAUAAAUGCAACUUUUCCUUUAGCUUAAUGGCCUGGGGUGGAAUAUUAAAAAUAUCUAUGAAAACUUCAGAAAAAAAAAUGUUAAAAAAAAAUUGAGGUGGGUCCCAUAAAGUUUUACUGCCUAUACCACCAUGUAACUACAUUAUAGCAAAAUAUUAAAUGUUCUUGCCUUUUAAAGUAAGUUAUUGCACUUACAUCUUUCCGGGGAGGGGAGGCGUGUGGGCGAGAAGGAGGCGUUGGGGGCCGAGGCACUGGGUGGAGCGGAGACCGCUGGACGCGCCUCAGUGCCCCGGCACGGCCCGCACUGUCUGUUUGGCUGUUGUUGUUUGCAAUAAACUCCUCUUCCUCCUCUCAA